Molecule: messenger RNA, 3980 nt
Organism: Scatophagus argus
Lineage: Eukaryota; Metazoa; Chordata; Actinopteri; Scatophagidae
Gene: bms1
Product: BMS1 ribosome biogenesis factor
Exons: 23
Coding region: 158-3772 (1204 amino acids)
Biological process (GO): maturation of SSU-rRNA from tricistronic rRNA transcript (SSU-rRNA, 5.8S rRNA, LSU-rRNA); endonucleolytic cleavage of tricistronic rRNA transcript (SSU-rRNA, 5.8S rRNA, LSU-rRNA); ribosome biogenesis
Cellular component (GO): nucleus; 90S preribosome
Molecular function (GO): GTPase activity; GTP binding; U3 snoRNA binding
Source: RefSeq, a predicted model, not a curated record
CGGAACCUUAGCUAUAGAAUUUUGUUUCCACCCGUCUUACUAUGAAGACGGAUGAAAAACAGUUCCGGCCCGAAGGUUACGGUACACACAUGUGAGAGCUGGAGAAUAUUGCCUGUGAGUAGGACCAGAUUACAGCAGUUUACCUUCAGUGUACAAGAUGGACGGGAAAGUCAAGGAACAGAAGCGACAUCAGCAAAAGCACAGUGGGCCGAAGGCAGAGAAGAAGAAGCGCAGGAAGCAGGGAGGCUCCACGGAGGAGGAUGAACGGAAACGUAAUCCCAAAGCGUUUGCAGUUCAGUCUGCUGUACGCAUGGCCAAGACCUUCCACAGGGCCCAGGACAUAAAAACCAAAAAACAUCACAUCCCCCUUGUAGACCGGACUCCUCUGGAACCCCCUCCAGUUGUAAUUGUUGUAGUUGGACCCCCCAAGGUGGGAAAAAGCACCCUUAUCCGCUGCCUGAUCAAAAACUUCACUCGGCAGAAGCUUGGGGACAUAUGUGGACCUGUAACCAUUGUCUCCGGCAAGAAGCGUCGCCUGACGUUCAUGGAGUGUAACAAUGACAUUAAUACAAUGAUCGACCUCGCCAAAGUAGCUGACCUGGUUUUAAUGUUGAUUGAUGCCAGCUUUGGCUUCGAGAUGGAGACUUUUGAGUUUCUCAACAUCUGCCAGGUACACGGCUUCCCUCGUAUCAUGGGUGUGCUGACUCACCUGGAUUCUUUCAAGAACAACAAGACACUGAGGAAGACUAAGAAAAACCUUAAACAUCGCUUCUGGACUGAAGUCUACCAGGGAGCCAAGCUGUUCUAUCUGUCUGGUAUGGUGUACGGUGAAUAUCAGACUCAGGAAGUGAAAAACCUCGGCCGCUUCAUCUCUGUCAUGAAGUUUCGUCCUCUGGUGUGGCAGACCUCCCACCCUUAUGUUCUGGUUGACCGCAUGGAGGACUUGACUGACCCUGAGAAGGUGAGGACAGACCCCAAGUGUGACCGGACAGUGUCACUCUAUGGCUACCUGCGGGGGACAUAUUUGAAAAACAAAGGCCAGGUCCAUAUCGCAGGUGUAGGAGACUUUCAGGUGGCAGACGUGAACUUCUUGCCAGACCCGUGUUCACUGCCAGAUGCUCAGAAGAAGAGAGCGCUGAAUGAGAAGGAACGUCUGCUCUACGCGCCCAUGGCCGGGGUCGGUGGGGUGGUGUACGACAAAGAUGCCGUGUACAUCGAUCUUCCUGCUAACCAUGUCAACCAACAGCAGGAAGAUGUGCGGCCCACCACAGAGCUGGUGCAGUCUCUCAUUGACACACACGCCACGCUUGAUGCCAAGAUGGCUGCCAGUAAGAUGUCUCUGUUCAGCGGCUCUGCCACCCUGGACCCGACAGACAUCGACGAUCAAAGCGGAAAGAAACAUGGUGUCCAGGAGGAGCAUGUCUGGGACCCUAACACUCAGAGAAAGAGGAGGAAGGUGGUCUUCACUGAGAAAGGAGAGGACGACAACGAUGUCAGCAGUUCCAGUGAUGAUGAGGAUGGUGACAGUGAAGACAGUGACCAAGAGGAGCAUGAAGAGGACGAAGACGAGGAUGACGUGUCCACUUUCCUCAAAGAGACAAGAGCCAAAUCUGAUAAGGCAGACGGGAAUGUAAAAGACGGCACUCCACCAGUGAAGAGGCAGAAGCGAGAGGAGAAGGAAGAGAGCAUGGAGAUGCCAGCGUUUGCUGACAGUGAAGACGAGCUGGAGAAGAGCGAGGAGGAGAGUGAAGAAGAAAGGGAAGCUGGGAGAGGAGGAGACUCUGGACAUUGUUCUGAUGAAGAUGAUGAUGAUGAAGAAUCAGAAGAUGAAGAGGAGGUUGAUGCAGCAGAUGAUACGGUGAAGAAAACAUCAGCGAGUGAGAGUGAGGAGGAAGAGGAGCAGGGGGCUCUGAGGUGGAAGGAGGGUCUGCAGCAGAAAGCAUCAGAGGCGUUUCUACGGCAACAAGAAGCUGCCCCCAAUCUGAGAAAACUGGUUUAUGGUUCAGUUGCAGAAGUGAAUGGUUCUGAGGAUGACGAGGAAGAGGAGCUGGGUGGGCUCUUUCGAGUCAGUCGGCCACAGAACAGAAAAAAAUGCCAAGCAAACGCUCUUGACUGCUCCCGUUUCAAACCUGACACCUCCCACAACUGGGACUUAGAAGAGAUGCUGAACUCCAUUAGAGACUGCUUCGUAACAGGGAAGUGGGACGAGGGCCAAGAUGCUGCUACGCUGCUAAAGGAGGAUGAGGAGCUGUAUGGGGACUUCGAGGAUUUGGAAACAGGAGAAGUUCACAAGGGACAAACUGAGCAGCAGGACUCAGAUGAGCAGUAUAGUGACGAUGUUGAAGAUGAAGCUGAAGAGAGUGUGAAGGUCGAUGAUGAGGAGGUCCAGAAGAACAAGCGCCUGGAGAAGAAACGCAGGCUGAAGGAGCGAUUCAAUGCGGAGUAUGAUGAUGGAGAUGCCACUUACUUUGACGACCUGAAGGAGGAGAUGCAGAAGCAGGCUGAGCUGAACAGAGCAGAGUUUGAAGAUGUGGAUGAUGAGACCAGAGUGCAGUAUGAAGGCUUCCGACCAGGAAUGUACAUCCGAUUAGAAAUCUCCUCUCUGCCCUGUGAGUUUGUCACCAACUUCGAUCCCCAUUAUCCCAUCAUCAUUGGAGGUCUGGGCUCCAGUGAGGGCAAUGUGGGAUACCUGCAGAUGCGACUAAAGAAACACCGCUGGCAUGACCGCAUCCUGAAAACACGGGACCCCCUCAUCCUGUCGUUAGGCUGGAGGCGCUUCCAGACCAUCCCCCUCUACCACAUUGAGGAUCACAAUGGACGCCACCGCCUGCUCAAAUACACACCGCAGCACAUGCACUGCGGAGCCACCAUCUGGGGUCCUGUCACCCCACAGGGUACCGGCUUUUUGGCUGUGCAGUCAGUAGCAGGAACUAAGGCUAAUUUCCGCAUCGCAGCCACAGGAGUCAUUCUGGACCUGGAUAAGUCUGUUACUAUAGUGAAGAAGCUCAAACUCAUUGGUUACCCCUACAAGAUUUUUAAGAACACCUGCUUCAUUAAGGGCAUGUUCAACACAGUGUUGGAGGUAGCUAAAUUUGAAGGUGCUUCUGUACGAACAGUAUCAGGGGUCAGAGGUCAAAUCAAGAAGGCACUGUCAACGCCACCAGGAGCUUACAGAGCGACGUUUGAGGACCGCCUGCUUAUGAGUGAUAUCGUGUUCCUGCGCUCCUGGUAUCCAGUGUCUAUUCCCCAGCUCUACAACCCUGUCACCUCUUUGCUGCUACCUGUUGGUCAGAAGGACGGUUGGACGGGCAUGAGGACCGUGGGGCAGCUCAAACACGACCUCGGCAUCCGCAACAAACCCAACACAGACUCUCUGUACAAGCCGGUGGCCCGAAACAAAAGGCACUUCAACCCUCUCCACAUCCCUAAGGAGCUGCAGAAGGCCCUUCCCUUCAAGAGCAAACCCAAACAGCAACAACCUAAAGGAAAGACACCCAAAGAUCUCCAGAGGCCCAGCGUGAUCAGAGAACCCCAUGAAAGGAAGGUGGCGGCCCUGCUCCAUGCUCUGAGCACUGUCCACAACCACAAGAGGAAGAAAGUCCACAUGUUGCAGCAUGCCAAACACAAGGAAUUCCUGCAGCAGAAGGAGAAACAGGAGGAGGCAAAGCUCAAGAGACAGAAGGAGGCACGUAAAAAACUGUACCGCGUCAUGGGCCAGAUGGACCAGAAGAAGCAGAGGUCCAGUCUAAAGGGGGCAUCCCAGGACGACUAACUGAAUAUGUCCGUACUUGUGAAGCAAAUCUUUGCAGACUGUGACUAAGAUGCCUGGUCUGCACUUUGUGCAGUCAGCAGGUGUUUCAUAACUUUGGCAGGUUCAUUUUGAUGGUGUUUUGUAGAUGUACUGAAAUUGAAAAUCUGUUGCAAAGGACAUGUUAUCUAACUUUUGAAACUUUGUUUAAUAAAACAAUAAUCACCUAAAA